UGUAGUGAUCUUGUAGUAUCAGUGUUGUUGUGUAUGCCCAGUUUUUAGCAUUGCCCUCCAGUAAUGUUAGGGUUUGUUCUGUGGGAGCUGCUGGUUUUAUUAUUGAUGCCAGGUUGUUAGUUAGCCUAGCUAUGGUUGGUGGAAGAGUAUCUCCUGACACAUUUUUCAGGUGGUGCACGGUUCGAAUAACUGUGUGAAUUGCGCGAACCUUCACCCCAAAGUCUGGGUCCUGUGUAAUGUGUCCCUGUGUGUGCCUGUUGUUGUUUGUAACAUUAUUGUCAUUGGUAGAUACAGAUACAUGUGUGCUUUUUGUGUUGGUGUGGUGCUGUGUCGUGUUGAUUUUGUGCCUUUGGUUGUUUUUGUGUGGAAGUGUAUGCUCCUUUGGGACCUACCUUGGAAGAGUGUUGGCUUGUAGCCCUGUUCUCUUACCUGGUCUGUCCUCGCAGCAUUGCUUCUUGGUCCAUGUGUCCUGGUCACCGAAGCAUAACUGCGCCUUCGAGGGUAGGAGAAGUCCCGGCGGUGCUGGGGUGCGUUGUCCCUCCAAGACGUGUGGCUAACAUUAAUUUGUUGGCCCCGUCUGUAGGUAACUGUAGACCAGUUGUCUUCCUGUGCCCGCCUGUACAUUGUGGAGCUGUGUUGAUUUGAGCCCCUUUUGGUGGAAAAAGUUUAGAAAAAGGAACGCGUGGGUGGAAUAAGCUUUAAAAAAGUUGCCUUUUCAGGGGAGAGCGCGAACGCAGUCUCCCACUAUCAGAAAUUAUGCAGUCGAGAUUCCCACAUUUGGGGAAUUCAGCGCCCAGGUCCACAGUAGUGCAAAUCUGUGGACUAAUGACCAAUCGACACUCCCCUCCCUGUUGCCCGGCGCCCCCCCCCCCCUACUAGCGUCCCGGUGUGAGCAGGCGCAGAAUCACCUGAAGAUGGCCAGUCCUCCCGUUGUUCGUGUAGUGAACCCAGAAGCCCCUCUGCACCGUCAGCAGGCAGUCCUGGUAGCAUCUAAAGAGGCCUGGACUUUUCGUGAGAGAAGGCUGACUUUUCCACGACCUCCACAGGAACUUCUGAUCCAGGCCACUGCCCUGGCCUAUGCAGAGAAGCUCCUAAGAGCAGAAGGCAUCCCUGCACCAUCACAGCAGCAGUGCCUGGGGAAACUGGUGCUGCCUUUUGGCCAGUACCUUAAUGCCACUUUCCGCUGGCUUGUGGAAAAUGAUGUGGGCUACAUGAAAUACAUACUUGACAAGCACAGGACAGAGAUGGCAUGUUCACAGCGAAAGACAGAGGCAGUAAACCAGUGGGUGAAGGACUACCUGACAGCGUACGCAGAGAGCUUCCCUCAAGUCUCCACUGUUCUGGAGGCCAACAUAGAUCGAUAGAUCGGUGUAUCUAUGGCCAGAGAGGCUUUGAGGAUCGUACCUUUCAGGAGAUGUGGGAACUUUACUGCCAGUACUCCGCCCAGAAAGACAGGCCUGAACGGUUCUCGGAGGCUGACAAGAAUAUAAUUGUGAAGGCACAAAGUUCUGUGAGGAGGUGGCUGAACACACCCUUAACUCACAUUACAAGCGUGCAAAUGAAGCGUUUCAAGAAAUACAUCACUGACAAACAGAAAGAGCAACAGCAAAGAAAACCCAAAUUUGAUUCAGAAUGGUCAGGUGAUGAAGCACAACUGCUAGCUGAAAGCCAACGCCUGGAAGAAAUUGUCACAUCACAGGUUUCCCACUCUACAGAAGAGCUACACCAGCCCGAGACUGCCCCCAAGAAGCGCGCCCACUCUCCUGCUAAGACACACCAGCCCAAGACUGCCCCCAAGAAAUGCGCCCACUCUCCUGCCAAGACACACCAGCCCAAGACUGCCCCCAAGAAAUGCGCCCACUCUCCUGCUAAGACACACCAGCCCAAGACUGCCCCCAAGAAGCGCGCCCACUCUCCUGCCAAGACACACCAGACCAAGACUGCUGCGCAGUCAAAACAUCACAAACACCACAGGGCUGCUGUCCGGCCACAACAGCAGAGUUCCACAAACCAGCCCACACAGUCUCUGUCCACGUCCCAGGGUCAGGAUCAUCACAUGAAAUCGGCUCUCACUGAUUCCUCUGUGGAGUUAGAAGGUUGGGUGCGUUCGUGGGAAAACCCCAAUGGCAUCCCAUCUGCUGACCUGUCCUGGAUCAAAGAGGACACUGAAAGAGGGCUCUUUGGCCCUAUUCAAACCUACAAGGGCAACACUGGUGUGUUGAAGAGGCGACGGGUAAUGAAGUUAGAUCGCAUGUGGUUUUACCCACCAGAACCUCCAGGAUAUGCUACUGGUGGCGUGCCAACUCCACAUCUAUUUUUCCGGAGCCGUGUCUUUGUGUGGCGUCCUGUUGGGGUGUGGCGGUGCUCUCUGAAGUGUCCUCGGGGUGAUAAGUGUGUGGGUGCAGGACAGAGUGUGCAUCUGUACAGGUCCGGCUACCACCACCGGGUACGUCACAUCUGUGAUGUUUCGGGUUGGUACACUAUGAUCACGGAGGUCCUGUGCUGUGGACCAUGCACAAAGGCAGCCAGGAGUGGAGAAGGUGGAACAGUGGCUCGGUGGCUUGCGUGGGACACUGAGAUCUUGUCACAACUUAGCGAGGCCCACCAAGCUAUGUUCCCUGCCAUCCUCACCAGCAAGCGUGGUGUGGAUAGGAAUGUUGUGCGGCUUCUGAGGGACCGGACCGAGGGGAACACUAUGGUCAAAGUGAGGCGGCAGAUACAGGGGAACCACAUGGAGGAGUACCUUCAUCAUAAGGACCUUUACACCGCACUCCUCAAGUCUCUAAUGAAACCUGGAGGAAUUGUGUAUCAGUUGGCCCGAGUGAUUGAGUGA
This is a messenger RNA of Thalassophryne amazonica, 2833 nucleotides long. RefSeq lists its product as uncharacterized. The transcript has 8 exons. The coding region runs from base 1250 to 2833 and encodes 527 amino acids. Lineage: Eukaryota; Metazoa; Chordata; Actinopteri; Batrachoidiformes; Batrachoididae. The record is from RefSeq and is a predicted model, not a curated record.